Messenger RNA from Pogona vitticeps (central bearded dragon), 2382 nucleotides. RefSeq names its product DEP domain-containing mTOR-interacting protein. Gene Ontology annotation, cellular component: plasma membrane. Gene Ontology annotation, biological process: intracellular signal transduction; regulation of signaling; G protein-coupled receptor signaling pathway. The record is from RefSeq and is a predicted model, not a curated record. NCBI's taxonomy places the organism in Eukaryota, Metazoa, Chordata, Lepidosauria, Squamata, Agamidae. Gene Ontology annotation, molecular function: guanyl-nucleotide exchange factor activity; GTPase activator activity; protein binding.
AGUGUAAGCAGGCUGCACUGGCUCUCCUAAAGAAGUAGGAACAAGAUGAUUCUGGCAGGAAGCUGCUCCAUAUACAGAAAGGCAAGGAAGUGCUGGGGAAGCUGCCAGGAAACCUGUGAGGCUCAGCGGUCCUUUCGUUCCUCCAGAGCUGCGUUCCCUGAUGGGCCAGGAUGGAGAGUCCCAGCUGCAUCCUGAAGCAAAAAGCAACCGAGAGGCAUCACAGAGCUGAGGUCAUGAUUGCAGGGGAACAACUGAGACUUCGUCUACAUGAUGGCAAGCUUAUUAAGGACAGGCGCUAUCACCUUCGCACCUACCCCAAUUGUUUUGUGGCCAAGGAACUCAUCGAUUGGCUAAUCGACCACAAAGAGGCACCGGAUCGAGAAACGGGCAUUCGGCUGAUGCAGAAGCUCAUGGACCAUUACAUUAUCCACCACGUUUGCGAUGAACAUUUUGACUACAAGGACGCCAAGCUGCUGUAUCGCUUCCGCAAGGACGAUGGGACCUUCCCCCUCAACAAAGAUGUCAAGGUGUUCAUGAGGGGUCAGAGCCUGUAUGAAAAGUUGAUCAGUGUGGAAGACACCUUCUUGAAAGCCAGAGAGGAGAAUUCGGUGAAAUACCAAAGGACCUUUCUCGGUUGUGAAAUGGUCGAUUGGAUGGUCCAGGAAGGGGAAGCAGCCAACCGGAAAGAAGCCGUGGAGCUCUGCCAGACUCUCCUUGAACAUGGGAUUAUCCAGCAUGUCUCUGUCCGGCAGCAUUUCUCCGACAGCGACCUCCUCUACCAGUUUCGCAUCAAUUUCCGCCGGAGGAGGCGUCUCACGGAGCUGCUUAACGAGAACUCCUCCAGGGCCCUCUUGGACAGCCCGGACAGCCCCUUCUGCCUCCGGAAGCUCAAUCCUGAGCCGAACAGUUCUAGCUUCCUAUCAGUUCAACCCAAUAAGGAAAUCAAAAUCAUCUCAGCGGUUCGAAGGAGCAGCGUGACCUCGCUUGCUGGGGGGUCUAGUUCCUACUUUGGUAUCUCUCCAAGUCCGGGGUUCCCGCCCACCGUGGAGUGCAACCCCAAAUCUGUGUUAAAGAGACAUGUCACCAAUGAGGAGCUUCUGGCCCCUGGAGCUCCAUAUAUCAAGAAAACGCUCACGAUUGUGGGGGAUGCGGUCGGUUGGGGCUUUGUGGUCCGUGGAGGCCGGCCUUGCCACAUCCAAGCGGUGGAUCCUGGAGGACCAGCGGCGGCGGCUGGCAUGAAGGUAUGCCAGUUUGUGUAUUCUGUGAACGGGGUGUAUGUUUUACACUUGGAUUACCAAACCAUCAGUAGCCUCAUUAUGACGGGACCACGAACUCUUGUGCUGGAAGUUAUGGAAGGUGUUGAAUGACUGUAAAGGCAUAUGUUCCUUCUAACAGUUUCAUGAGACCAAGCAGACACUUGGGGACGGACACAAUUGUACUGUCAUGCAUUGCUUUUCUUUGUUCCACUGGGUCCUGAAAAGUGUGGAAUACAUCAGCAUCUGUGUCCACACGUGCUCAGAAGAUCCAGAGAUGAAGUGAAACGAAAGGAUUCUCCUGAAUGUCUUUGUCAUUUGUCAAAUAGUGUUGGGUUGUGUGGCUCAAUCCAGGCAGUUACCACCUCUCUUCCUUGAUAGGUCUCUUGCUUCCAUAUUCUCACGAGAGGGAGUGUCAGGAAGAGGAAGUGCACCCCCUCAUCACUUCCUCUUCUCUUGCUUCCUCGGAUUCUUCCUCACCCCAAAUCCACUUUUGAAGGUUGGCAUGGUCAUGCUAAAAAAGAAAGGAAAGGGGGGAGGGAGAACAUCUCAAAAGGAAACAGCUUAAACACUCUUAGAUGGCCAACGGAAGAGUCACACAAUGAAACAGAACAAAGAGGUCCAAAAAUAAACCAGGUUGGCAAAGCAAUGAAAAGGUUCAGAAAAUGGAGAAAAAGAAAUAAUAUGAAGUAUACAAGGGGAGCGUUGUCUAUAUGGUUAAGGGAACUGCCUUAUGACUCAUUUCUCAAAGGGGAACUUAAAGGGGUACAAAUGCCCUCUCCAGAAGGGCCCUCGCUUGAAACUUGUGGACGAAGGACUCUGCGUUAUGAUUCCUUUAUGAUUCAGAAGGCAUUGAGCCAUUUUCUUCAUUGACUCGUUAGGAAGUGGAAGAUGUCUUACAGAUCCUGAGAAGAUUUUUGAUCUCGAAAAGAUCUUUCCAUAGGGAGAAAGGGAGUCAAAGAAUAUGACAAAACUCUGUAGUAUUGCUGAUUUGAAUAUCUCUAUAACCCUAAGAAUGACUUGUUUUCUCUUUCAGAUGAGAUCAAAAAGAUAAUCAUUAUUUAUAGACUUGGCUUCAAACUUUAAUAAAAUGUGAUUUCCCUCUUCUCUCCCCCCCCCAAUAAAUAUA